Molecule: messenger RNA, 4450 nt
Organism: Cynoglossus semilaevis (tongue sole)
Lineage: Eukaryota; Metazoa; Chordata; Actinopteri; Pleuronectiformes; Cynoglossidae
Product: MTSS I-BAR domain containing 1
Exons: 14
Coding region: 152-2116 (654 amino acids)
Biological process (GO): positive regulation of actin filament bundle assembly; plasma membrane organization; adherens junction maintenance
Cellular component (GO): actin cytoskeleton; cytoplasmic side of plasma membrane
Molecular function (GO): actin binding; phospholipid binding
Source: RefSeq, a predicted model, not a curated record
CCUCCUCCUCUUCCUCCUCCUCCUCCUCCGACGAUAUUUUUAUUUUCGAAAGAAAAAACCCCAUUUCUUCCUAAAUAUCUCUAUCAAUAUUAUUUUAUUUUUUCCCUCCCGAAAUGGAGAACCGAAGCUUCGAGUGACGGUCGUUUCAAAGAUGGAGACGGCGAUGGAGCGGGAGUGCAGCGGCCUGGGGGGGCUGUUCCAGAGCAUCAUAGCAGACAUGAAGGGCAGUUAUCCAGUCUGGGACGACUUCAUCAGUAAGGCCAGUAAACUGCAGUCACAGCUCAGGACUACAGUUGUCAUGGUGACAGCUUUUCUGGAUUCUUUCCAGAAGGUGGCCGACCUGGCGACCAACAGCCGAGGAGGGACCAGAGACAUCGGUUCCGCUCUGACCAGGAUGUGUGUGAGGCAGCGCAGCAUCGAGAACAAACUACGACAGUUCUCUCUCCUGUUCCUGGACUGUCUCAUCAACCCCCUCCAGGAGCAGAUGGAGGAGUGGAAGAGAACAGCCAACAGCCUGGACAAAGACCACGCCAAAGAAUAUAAAAAAGCUCGUCAGGAGAUUAAGAAGCGUUCGUCAGACACUCUGAAGCUGCAGAAGAAAGCCAAGAAAGCUGAUGUCUAUGGUCGAGGGGACCUCCAGCCUCAGCUGGACAGUGCUCUGCAGGACGUGACUGAUAAAUAUCUGCUGCUGGAGGAGACGGAGAAGACGGCCGUGAGGAAGGCUCUGGUGGAGGAGAGGAGUCGCUUCUGCUGCUUGGUCUCCAUGUUGAGACCUGUGGUGGGGGAGGAGGUGUCCAUGCUGGCUGAAGUCACUCACCUGAAGACUCUGACUGAAGACCUGAAGCUCUUAACCAUGGACCCUCACAAGCUGCCGCCGUCCAGUGAACAGGUGAUCGUGGACCUAAAGGGUUCUGACUGUACCUGGUCCUAUCAGACUCCGCCCUCGUCACCCAGCACCCAGUCCAGGAAGUCCAGCAUGUGCAGCAGUCUGAACAGUGUGAACAGCAGCGACUCUCGCUCCAGCGGCUCCCACUCCCACUCCCCUACCUCCCACUUUCGUUACCGCACCUCCUCCUCUUCCUCCUCCUCUCUGCUCCCGCUGCAGACUCCUGCUCGACUCUCCUCCAUCUCCUCCCACGACUCUGGCUUCAUCUCCCAGGAUGCCUUCCACUCCAAAUCCCCGUCUCCGAUGCCCCUGGAAACCUGCCAGGACUGGGCCAAACCAGGUCCAUAUGAGCAGCCAGUGGUCAACACUCUGAGGAGGAGCAGAACUUUAGAUCCCAGCAUCUACCGGGGUGUGGGGGAGGAGCCACAAAGAGUCAAAGGAGGACAAAAGCUGGAGGACCGAGAGGUUCACGAGGAGUUGGCCAGAGUCCUGGCUCGCGGUCUCCAUUUAGACCUGCAGGGUUCCAGCAGGGACUCGCUGCAGGGGUCCAGUGGCUACAGCAGCCAGACCAACACCCCCUGCUGUUCAGAGGACGCUAACGUGUCACACGUGUCAGACUGUGACUACUACAGCGUUGGUGUGGUGGACCAGGACAGUGAGCAGCAGCAGUCCUCGUCGCCGUCCCCCCUCCCCAGGAACAGUCACAUCAACCAGACCAACCGUCGGAUGUUCCAGUCCAAACGCCCCUGCUCCACCCCCGGUCCGACCUCGAGUCCCACCCCUGGUGUGGCCACCAUCCGACGAACACCGUCCUCCAAACCAAACCUCCGCAGACCCUCCGCAGGCCUCGGUCUGGGUCCUAUACCCAUCAGACCUCCCAUGAUCCCUGUGAAGACCCCGACUGUCCCUGAACAUCUGGGCCUCCCCAACAGAACCUGGUCGGAGAACACGCCCCCCAGUCCUUUAACCACGCCCUUGUCCCCCGGGUCCAACGCGUACCACAAGCAGAACUUUGUGGAGACUUCUUCAGAUCCUCCCACGCCUCCGCCCCAGCCCGGGGCCCGGGUGUCAGACUGGGACCGUAGGCCCCUGCCGGAGCUCCUGGAGGAGGCGGAGGUCAGUGAGGUGGAGGACUACCUGGUGGCCAUUCGACGAGGAGUCAUCCUGAGGAAGACCAUAACCAAGGACCGGUCAGCACCAAACAUUCUGAGGGAGCAGUCGGAUUGUUAACGCCCCGGACAGAACCCCCCAAGAACUGGACAAGAACUUUCCAGGAUCAUCCAGGAUCCUUCGUCUGUGCCUUGGCUCCUCUUCAGCACCUCGGACAGAGACAAUAAAAAACGACGACACACUUUCCCAUUGAAACUGAGGAUCUUGGAGAACUAGAACUCAGCUCCUCUGUGGGGGCAGGAACCAGAGCUUUGGAACACUGGCCAAGGUUCAGGUUGAGCCCUGGUGUCCGUCUGACACUGAAACAGUUCUAGGAUCAAUGGUACUAACGUGAAUUCUUUCCUCUGACCAAGGAGACCCCUUGUGGUAUCUAAAGGAUCCUACAGCCCAGAACUGUUCUUCAUCAGGGUCAGAUGUUCCUUGGGUCAUCACUGAUGAAGACACCCAGACAGUACCGGGGUCUGGAGGCGUGCCAAGAGUUCCCGAAAAGUAAAAGCCCGCCCACAGCAGGUCAAAGGUCAACCUCCGAAAUAAAGUCCAGAUCCAUGGACCAUGAGCAAGAAGCCAAAUGUCCACAGGUGGUGCUGUAGUGAAGGUGAAGAGCCAACGACCAAGGAUGGAGUCGGACCUGUUCUUGGAGAACCUCCUGGCCCGUGGAUCUUCAUGGAGGGUUCUCUAAAACCCCACCUUUGGAUAAGAAAAAAAAUCUCCCAUCAUCCUCUCUGGGGUCUACGGAGCAGACCCUGACCUGGAGGCAGAACCCACAACAGAGACCUGAGAUCUUCAACCUUCUGAUGGAAGGUUGGCCAAUGACGAACCGGGGAACGACCAAUCAGAACCGUUUGUCCCAGUAAACAGUUCUGGUACUGACAGUCCUCCAUCGCGUAAAGAAACAAAAGUCUUGGGUUCGAUUCUCAUUUUGAUACCAAAUACCAUGAAGUCAUUCCUGGAUGUUGGCCUUGUUGUACAGGACGAAUGGUGCCCUCUGGUGGGCUGCGUGAAGCCGUCGUUAGAGGAUUCAGAGGAGAUGUAACGUGCGUUUAAGCCCCGCCCAGGUUACUGUACGACAUCAGAACGACACUUGACAGUAAAUGUUAGCUUUAGUGAUGUCGACCGUUACGACCUGCGAACGACUGUGAUAGCAUGCAGUUGCUAACUGUAAAAAGUCUCUGUUACCGUGUUGAAAGCUGAUUAGCAUAACAAGCUAAAAAUACUCAAUUCUAUAAUACCGUCAAAUUAGAACAAUGUGGAACCGAGCAGUUCAUCAGUUCUGUUCUUGUUUGCUGGUUAAAUUCCUUCUCCGAACUUUUCAUUUUUAAGCAAGAAAAUUCUUUUGUUCUUCGAGCGUUCCUGGACUUUGUAGUAAAUCUGUUCCUACGAUGUGACUUGAUUUUCUAAAUUUGAAACGAUGUACAUACUGUACAUUAGUAGCUAGGUCACUCACUUACGCUAACGCAGUGCUAACAUCAGUAGAGGAGUAGACGAAUGUAGCGCGAUCCAAGGUGAGGGCGAAGGUAAAGAAAGUCGACUUCCACUUAUAGCGCUACGUGACAGCGUAUACAUCCGCUCCGCUCACCAUCUAGUUCCCGUGCGAACUUGUUUUAACGCUGUACGUCAAAAUGAUGGAAUGAGGUUUUCUUAAUAAAUUUAUGAGAGAUGAUGAUGUAACCGACGACGAAACGCCGUAAGUCGAUGAUGUCGUGAGCCGACGACCCCCUGUAUUUGACAAGAACGUCGACGUUAGCAUCAUUUGCUUGUGAGCAACACGAUGUAAGACAUCACUGCCGGUGGCUAACCAGCAUCGUUAGCUAAGACGAAGUUUAUUGAUUCUGACCGACCAGUCGUACUGUAGGAUCGCGAGCUAAAGCGUUAUUUUAGUUUAAGAUAAAUGAACCUAGCAUGUCGUUUCCAGUGAAUGUUGGUUCAAACAGCAGAGGGCGUAGUUGUUAUCCACACACUGAAUUAAUUUUUCUCUUUUUGUCGUUUGUUUUUAUUCUGCCUUUUUUUCAUCUGUGUCUUAGCUACUGUGUACGGGACAGGUUAGCGCCCCCUGUGGGUCCUGAGGUCUGACGUCAACAUUUCUCCAGCUCAGGUUUUCUGACUGUUGCGAAGCUGAUGCGUUUAGGGAACGUGUGUGAAGCUGAACAGUCUGUGCUGCUGCCGUCGAAUGUUGUUAAAGACAAAGUCGGAAAAUCUUCUACGGGAUUGUUUGACCUUUGACCUUUGACUCAGAUUGCAGAUUUAAUUUUUUUUUCAUGAAUAACUCAUCGCUGCUCAACAAAUGUUACGUUAUUUUUCCGCUGCAGGAACCAGUGAAGGCAUCAUCACCACAGCAGUUGCAUGACAUGAAAACAGCGCCACCUGCAGUGUCAAAUAAAAACCAUCAUUGUGCUU